AUGAUAGGUCGGUUCUAUGCUGUGACCGGAGCGGCCUCCGGAAUUGGCCAGGCUAUAGUGGUUCGGCUGGCGGAGCUCGGCGCAGCUGGGAUUUCCAUCAGUGAUGUCAACAGUGCGGGAUUGGAGGCUACAAAAGCCUUAUGUACCGGUUUCAAGACUCGCACCAUCAGUCAGAAAGUCGAUGUAAGCAGAUACGACCAAGUUGAACAAUGGAUCCAGUAUACCAUUGAUGAAUUUGGUCGCUUGGAUGGUGCAGCAAAUGUGGCCGGCAUUGCGGGUGGCAGUGGCAACACGACCUGUGCAACGAUGAAGGAUAGUGACUGGAACGCAAUGAUAGGCAUCAAUUUAACUGGUGUCAUGCAUUGUAUGCGGGCUCAAAUACCUCAUCUACCUAAUCCGGGUGGUGCAAUUGUCAAUGUUUCCAGUACAUCCGGAUUGCGAGGGCUUCCUCACAACGCGGCAUAUGCGUCCAGUAAGUUUGGUGUCAUUGGAUUGACAGAAUCGGCCGCUGGGGAGUUUGGAAGCAAGGGUAUUCGAAUCAACGCUCUUCUUCCGUAA
Penicillium waksmanii is the source of this 558-nucleotide messenger RNA. RefSeq names its product SDR family NAD(P)-dependent oxidoreductase. Lineage: Eukaryota; Fungi; Ascomycota; Eurotiomycetes; Eurotiales; Aspergillaceae. Gene Ontology annotation, molecular function: oxidoreductase activity, acting on the CH-OH group of donors, NAD or NADP as acceptor. Bases 1 to 558 code for a protein of 185 amino acids. The record is from RefSeq and is a predicted model, not a curated record. The transcript has 3 exons.